Pelodiscus sinensis (Chinese soft-shelled turtle) is the source of this 4243-nucleotide messenger RNA. It is a transcript of the gene SETD4, whose product is annotated as SET domain containing 4. Gene Ontology annotation, molecular function: protein binding; protein-lysine N-methyltransferase activity. The record is from RefSeq and is a predicted model, not a curated record. Lineage: Eukaryota; Metazoa; Chordata; Testudines; Trionychidae. Gene Ontology annotation, biological process: peptidyl-lysine monomethylation; peptidyl-lysine trimethylation.
AAGUAAGACACGCGGCUGCGCUGCAGCUUUGUCUGGGGUCUGAGCAAGGGCUGCUGGGGCCUGCUUGACUUGGGUGUAAGGGAGGUUUUUUUGCUUUACCGCUCCAGCUGUGCGAGAUCGGGAGCUGUAACCAAACGCCUGUGUUGUCAGUAGGGUUAUUUGUAGACAUGAGCGGUUAAGCUAUGGUUCUGUUCAGGUAAUGACAAUAUUGUCACGUGGCACUGGUUAUUCCAGUAACAACCAAGGUUAUAUACAUAAGGUGAGGUCAUUUCUUACCAUGCAGAAAAAUAGAGGCCGAACAGGUAGAAAGAGGCAAAGAAGAAAACAAUAUAGCAGUUUUUCUUCAAACAGAGUAAACCAGAGUCACAAACUGGAAUAUAUAUGUCUUAAGAAGUGGCUGAAAGAAAGGGGGUUUAAUGACAGUAAUUUAAUACCAGCACAAUUUUCAGAUACAGGAAGAGGACUAAUGAACACAAAAGCCUUUAAGGCAGGGGAACUGAUUAUUUCAUUGCCGGAGAAAUGCUUACUCACCACUGGUACUGUCCUUAGUAGCUACCUUGGGGAAUACGUUGCAAAAUGGAAGCCUCCCAUAUCCCCUUUGAUAGCUCUGUGCACAUUUUUAAUAGCAGAGAGACAUGCUGGCGAGCAGUCUGCAUGGAAGCCUUACAUUGAUGUUUUACCAAAGACCUAUACCUGCCCUGUUUGCUUGGAGGAAGAAAUAGUGAGACUUCUUCCUGAGCCCUUAAGAAGGAAGGCUCAGGAGCAAAGAACAGUGGUCCAGGAACUACAUAUUUCUUCCAAGACUUUUUUCUCUUCUCUGCAAUCUUUGUUUACUGAGAAUGUAGAAACUGUUUUUAACUACAAUGCCCUGCAGUGGGCUUGGUGCACCAUUAAUACUAGAACAGUGUACAUGAAGCAUUCACAAAGGGAAUGUUUCUCUAGAGAGCCUGAUGUUUAUGCAUUAGCACCUUAUUUAGAUCUGCUAAACCACAGUCCAAAUGUUCAGGUAAAAGCUGCAUUUAAUGAGCGGACAAGAUGUUAUGAAAUUAGGACUGAUUCACAUUGCAGAAGACAUGAAGAACUGUUUAUCUGUUACGGCCCUCAUGAUAACCAGCGGCUUCUGCUAGAAUAUGGUUUCAUUGCCACCAACAACCCACACAGUGAGGUUUAUGUCUCAGCAGCCAUCCUUCUUCAACAUGCCUUUCUGGCAGACAAGCAGAGAAAUAUGAAGCUUUCCAUUCUAAAGGAUCAUGACUUAUUUGAAAAUUUGACGUUUGGAAGGGAUGGGCCAUCCUGGAGACUCCUCACAGCUCUCAAGUUGUUGUGCCUUGGAGCAGACGAAUUUACCUAUUGGAAGAAAGUGUUGCUUGGUGAUAUAAUUUCAGCUAGAAAUGAGGAGAAGAGUUUGAACAUAGCGGCAAAAAUAUGUCUUUCCUUAAUAGAGGAUACUCAGCAUGUCCUUGAGAAGAUUUUCCAAAUGAAAAAGGACAACAUGAACCUUGAAAACCAGCUGACUUUGGUGGAAGCACUGCGUCUGGAAGACCUAACAAUCUUGCAAACAUCAUUAGGGAUUGUGCACAACUUGCUUGCUGCAAUAACUUAACCUGUUCAAAAAGUAGAUCACAGCACAGUGGCUUUCACUUGAAGGAGCUAGAAGCCUGCAUAAUAUUUUUUUAUGACCAGUAGCAUCAAGGAAUAAUGUAAAAUUAUGGUGGAAAAGGUGUCCAGUUUGACAUUCGCUCUAGGGCCAUAUUCUCUGCUAUCUCCUGAGAGGCGCAGCCUAGAAAAUGCAGGACGCAAGGGUGGCUUUGUCACUUUUGUGUUAUCUAGGUUUUGGGCUGUUCUGGGAACCAAAGCACCUCCAGGCAUAAUUAGAGCUGUCCCAGGGGUUGAUGGAACUUGAAGGUGCCUAGGGAUUGGACUGCAGCCUAGAACCUUUAUAGUGCCAAGAGGCUGCUCCCUGCUAUGUCCCUACUUUCAGGCUCGCAGUGGAGGGCAGUGUAGAGCCACUUGCUGUUCCUGUGCCAGGAACAUCUGCUGACCCUUUGUGGUCAUUGAACUUGGCUGGACGUGCUUAUAAGGUCUGGAGUACAGUCUGUGUCAGCCCCAGAAUGACCCCAAAACCAUCCCAACACCCAAUCCAAUGCAUAUGUAGUGCUGAAGCUGGAGGUUCAGGUCUCAGCCAUCAUGAAGAAGUGCGGAUUUCCCUCCCCACAUUUUAAAAAUUCCCUCUACAUUGAUGCCAGCCUAUGUAUGUUUCUCAGGAGCACUGGCUCCUGCCUUCUCCCAUGUGUGCAAGCACGUUUCCAAAAAUAAACAUUUGUUAACAUCCCUCCCCUCUCCAAUUUGGGAGCUGGCUGCCAUUCAGAGUUAGAGGCAAAAAGGAACACGUGGAAUAGGGGUGGGGAACCUUUUCUGGGCCGGAAGCCACUGGCCCACAGAAAAAUAAGUCAGAAGCUGCACACAAGUGAGAAACAAACAAAAAAACACUCCUCACCAAUGCUGGAGAGAGUCCCCGAGCCUCAGGUGCUAAAUCCAGGCAAGCUAGGGGCUGCAUCCGGCUCCCAGGCUUUAGGGUCCCCACCCCUGACUUAGAGCAUCUAGUCUGACCUGUAUAUUCCAUGCCUCUACAUUUCACCCUGUUACCUCAGUAUUGAGCCUCUUAAUUAGUUUGACUAAAGCUUCUAUCUCCCAUUUUGGCAUUCAGUCUUGAUUUGAAAACAUCAGAGAUCCACCGCUUCUCUUGGAUCCAGUGGUAAAUUGCCAUCACUAUCGGGAUUUUGUGCCUUAUUUCCAGUUUGAAUUUGUCUGGCUUCAGUUUCAAGCCAUUGGUUCUUGCUAUGUUUCUCUUCUAGUUUAAAGGCCCUAUUGGUACCCAUUCUUUUCUUCCAUGAAAGAACUUGUGCACUGCAAUCAAGUCACCUUUCAAUCUUUUUUUGAUAAGCUUUACAAAUUGAGCUCUUUAAGUAUCUCAUUACAAGGUAUUUUGCCCAGCCCUUGAGUCCCCUCUUCUUUUGGCUCUUUUUUGCACCCUCACCUAAUUCUCCACAUUGUUUUUCAAAUGUGGGUAUCAGAACUGUAGGGGCAGAAUUAUAGAAUCUGUCUCCCCAAUGCUGUGCAGAGAGGAAAUAUUCUCUCCCUGUUCUUACUAGUAUCUGCAUUGGUCUGUAUUAAAAUGCAUUUUGUAUGAAUGGGGCCAAAUUUACCAAGCAAUCCAGAUCGCUUUGUCCAACUGUCCUGUGCUCAUUGUUAUUUGUCAUUGUGCCAGUCUUUGUGUCAGAUUUCAACAGCAAUGAUUCUUUUUUAUUUAUUUCAAGAUCAUUGCUGAAAAAGUUGACUAGCAUUUGGACUAGUACCAAUCCCUGCAUCUCCCUCCCACAAAUACUGCCUGAGAGAUUGCCCCUCAAAGGCUAUGGAGUAGGGGCACUUGGCAUAUAGCUAUACACUACAGGGAAAGGAGACCUGUAGAUACACUGGUUGCUGCUGUGGUGUAUAGUUACAUUCUGCAGUGAUAGUCUCCAGCAGCGGGAAGUGGGGAACCUGCUGGAGUCUCUUACUGGAAAGGGAAAAAGCUGCUGUAGCAGGGAGAUACUACAUUGUUUAAAAACUGUAGAUAUGGGAGGUACUGCCUGGGUGCACUGAGAGCCUGUGUUGGAUAAAUACUGUGGGUGGGAUUAAAGUAUGUAGGACACUCUAUUAGCCUAAGUAGUUUCUCCCUGUUUAUACUGUUAUUUAUAUGUGUGCUAGCUAGGCAUACAGUGUCUGUACUCUACUGCCAUGUAGAUGUCCCUUAAGUGAUACACUGCCACAGCUCUGAUCAGUGGACGUAAGGGAGCUAGAUUUUUCAUUUUAAAAGGAGGACAUUCUCUUAGGAGGUCUCUUUGCUCUGUACUUUGCUUCCUUCCUAGCCACACUUGGUCCACCAACCCCUGAAUUCCUGCACGGUUCCACCAUCCUGCAAGACUCCUGUUCACCUGGGCAUUUGAAGAGAUGAUGGGUUGAGGGAAGAUUUUAUUUUUGGUCAAAUAAUUACUAAAAUGGGAUGAUGAGGAGGUGAACAAAAGAGCCUACCAUCUGGAAAGAGAACUUAUUGCUGUUUUUAUUGCCCUGAGUAAAUGAUGUAAUAAUAAAGGCUUUUUAAUGGGUACCUUAAUGCUCUUGGCCUGCUACAUUACUUGAGCUCGCGGUCUCACACUGCAUCAUAAUUAAGUUUUUGUAUAAUUUUAUUCAUACGUAAAAUGAA